This is a messenger RNA of Tachyglossus aculeatus (Australian echidna), 2629 nucleotides long. It is a transcript of the gene OXSR1, whose product is annotated as oxidative stress responsive kinase 1. NCBI's taxonomy places the organism in Eukaryota, Metazoa, Chordata, Mammalia, Monotremata, Tachyglossidae. The transcript is spliced from 18 exons. Gene Ontology annotation, molecular function: ATP binding; protein serine/threonine kinase activity. Bases 53 to 1660 code for a protein of 535 amino acids. The record is from RefSeq and is a predicted model, not a curated record. Gene Ontology annotation, biological process: protein phosphorylation.
GGCGGGACCGGGGCGUGGCGGAGGAGCCGCCGCCACCGCCCGGGCCGCGGUCAUGUCGGAGGAGGCGAGCGCCCUGCCCUGGUCCAUCAAUCGGGACGACUACGAGCUCCAGGAGGUGAUCGGGAGCGGAGCAACCGCUGUGGUCCAAGCCGCCUACUGUGUCCCCAAGAAGGAGAAAGUGGCCAUCAAACGCAUCAACUUGGAGAAAUGCCAGACCAGCAUGGAUGAGCUCUUGAAAGAAAUCCAAGCCAUGAGCCAGUGCCAUCACCCCAACAUCGUGUCUUACUACACCUCCUUCGUGGUCAAGGAUGAGCUCUGGCUGGUCAUGAGGCUGCUCAGCGGAGGGUCCGUCCUGGACAUAAUCAAACACAUCGUGGCUAAAGGGGAGCACCGGAAUGGAGUCUUGGAUGAGGCCAGCAUCGCCACUGUCCUCAAGGAGGUGCUGGAGGGGCUGGAGUACCUGCACAAGAACGGCCAGAUCCACAGAGACGUGAAGGCUGGCAAUAUCCUCCUCGGUGAGGAUGGCUCAGUGCAGAUUGCAGACUUUGGGGUCAGUGCCUUCCUAGCAACUGGUGGGGAUAUCACCCGGAACAAAGUGAGGAAGACUUUUGUGGGCACGCCCUGCUGGAUGGCCCCUGAGGUCAUGGAACAGGUGCGUGGCUACGAUUUCAAGGCAGACAUCUGGAGUUUCGGGAUCACUGCCAUCGAGCUGGCCACGGGGGCGGCUCCGUAUCACAAGUACCCACCGAUGAAGGUCCUGAUGCUAACCCUUCAGAAUGACCCUCCAUCUCUGGAAACGGGGGUGCAGGACAAAGAAAUGCUGAAGAAGUAUGGGAAAUCAUUUCGGAAAAUGAUCGCAUUGUGCCUCCAGAAAGACCCUGAGAAAAGGCCAACAGCCGCCGAACUGUUGAGACAUAAAUUUUUCCAGAAAGCUAAGAAUAAGGAAUUCCUACAAGAAAAGAUGUUGCAGAGAGCACCCACCAUCACAGAAAGAGCCAAAAAGGUGCGCCGGGUGCCCGGCUCCAGCGGGCGCCUGCAUAAGACAGAAGAUGGUGGCUGGGAGUGGAGUGACGACGAGUUUGAUGAACAAAGUGAGGAGGGGAAGGCAGCUAUCUCACAGCUGCGGUCCCCUCGAGUGAAAGAGUCAAGUCAGAAUUCAGAGUUGUUCCCAGUGUCCAAUACUGCGGGCUCUUUACUCCAAGUGCCUGGGCCACAUCCAUGUCACCUACCUCAACCAGCUGGACAGACUCCUCCCCAGACAUUGCAGGUCACCGUCCCGGCCCCACCUCUGGCUCCCGCAGUGGCUGCCCCCGCAGCAGCCCCCGGACAGGCCACAGUUUCAGGUCCUCCGGAAGCAGCAGAACCCAAGAUUCCUAUCAGCCUAGUUCUCCGGUUGCGGAACUCCAAGAAAGAGCUGAAUGACAUUCGCUUUGAGUUUACUCCAGGAAGAGACACAGCAGACGGUGUCUCCCAGGAGCUCAUCUCUGCCGGUCUGGUGGAUGGUCGAGAUCUCGUGAUUGUGGCUGCAAAUUUGCAGAAAAUUGUGGGAGACCCUCAGACAAGUCGCUCUGUCACCUUCAAGCUGGCUUCGGGUGUCGAGGGCUCAGAGAUCCCGGACGAUGGGAAACUGAUUGGAUUUGCACAGCUCAGUAUCAGCUGAAACCCGGGGCCGCUUUCCUGCUCUUCCCUUCUCCCUCCCUCCUCCCCUUCCCCUCCCCCACCCCAACCAGAGGAAUCCCCACCACUCCUGCAGCUUCUGUUGGCCUCCAACCACUACUGCCAAAGAGUCCCUCAGUCACCGGCCGCUGCCCCGGCAUGCCGACCCUCCAGCCUUUGGAUUGUUUACCAUUUAUCAGCGGUGGCUCACACGUGUUCCCUCUCCCCAACAGGCAGCCCUCACUGUGGAACCUGGGGACGGGGGCUGUCUAACCUAGCCAGUACUACUGAGUGGAUGUGCAUCCCCCUAGAGGCCCUCCCGUUACCCUCAAUGGGGAGCGGAGACCUGGGGGCCCCAAGUAAGUGAGGAAAUAGUGGGGGCUGCUGUCGGAGGUGGUAGAGUGCUCCUUCCCUCCCUAACCCUUGCCAGCCAGGAAGGAAUUGUCCUCAGUGCCAUGAUCCCCAUUGCCUCCAGGCCAAAUUCUAGAGGGUGGGGUAGGCUGAGAGAAUUCGGGCCUGGUCAAAGUCAACAAGGCAACCCCUGCUCCUCCCUCCUCCUCAUCCGCUAAGUGCCCUCUCACUUCUGGGAGCCUUCGUUAGAAAACCCCCUUCUAGUCCUCUUGCCUCCUCACUCCACUUCUUUAAUCUCCCCUGUUUCCUGAUCCUCUCCCAUCCCCUCCCCUCCUCCCCCUCCCCAAGGGUGUCAGAAGGGGCCAGUCUGUGGCAACCACAGCAAUAAGGGUCCCGGGGCAGGCAGUCAUGGGCAGACCCUGGCUGUUGUGCUGGAAUUUGGCCUGACUGAUCUCAGCUGUCGGCUGGGGUCUGGGCUAGCCACUGCAGCCCAGGCCUUGGGCUCUUCCCAUAGGCCCUGCUGUUCGUCGGGAUUUCUACGGGAAUAAUAUAAAUUAUUCAUGAGUCUUGAGAGCAACACUUGUAAUGCAAUAUGUGAAUAAUAAAUGGUGUUGAUUUUUUU